UUUACCUCCGUUCUUCUUUUUUCCUCUCCAUUAGAAAAGUGAUCUUUCGAUUUUUCUUUGAAUAUUUUUUUUUUUACUUCAGUUCGAUUGCCACACAAUGAAAACAAUCAUCUCUGUCUUUUUAUUGUUCUCCUUCAUAUCUUUGGGUUUUGCUGGAUCAGAAUCAGAAAUCAGCGAUACCACAAAAAGACCUGAAAAUGGGACCAAUUUCCAGUUCCAACAACCGGAGAAAGUGAAAAUUAACUUAUUGGAAUUGGUCAGUGGUGUUGGUAAAGCCAUUCACUUGAUGUUGAAUCAAAAUUCCAAUAGUUCAUUGUUAUUGAACCAAAGGUCAUCUUCUAUUGUUUCGGACACUCCGGUUGCUCCUAUUAACGGUAGUUUAACAUCUUCAGCUUCAACGAUAAUCGGUUCUACUGAUACUCGAGCUGCUCGGGAGAAGGAGGAAAAUAGUAAACGCGCCGAGGAACUGCGAAUUGAAAUUGCCCGACGAACAGCACAAUUACAGAAGAUUGUUGGCUCAGCAAUUGAGAUAAUGCGUGAUCGAGGCGAUGUUAUGGUCAGACGAAUCUUGGAACAUCUCAACACACGACUUGAUCAGGCUCGAACCAAUGCCGAUAAAAUUUUGAAAGAACCAGCUACUUCCGAGAUGGCAGUUCGAACCUUAAACACAAUCAAUCAAGGUCUUAAUGGUGUUAAUCAGAUGAUCCACAAUGUCCUUAAUCGAGUUAAUAUUAGAAUCAAUGUCGACCUAAAGAAGCCAAAUGGGGAGAACGAGAAAGUAAAAGAGAAUUAGAAAAAUAAAUGUUAAGAUGAUAAACAAAAACGCUCAUCUUAAACUAGACUAUUUUUGAUGAUUCAAUAUUUUUUGUUUCUAAUUGUGAACAAUUAACACAUAUACACAAAUAGAAAAUCUAAUGGAAAAUUCAUAUAAAAUAUAUACAUAAAUAGGAAAAACCAAUUAAAAUUAUGAUGAUCGUUGAUCACAAUUAAAGUAAGAUAACCCACCUUUACAAUUGAAGAAUAAAGCAAAAACAAUUCAUUAA
This is a messenger RNA of Panonychus citri (citrus red mite), 1043 nucleotides long. RefSeq lists its product as uncharacterized. The record is from RefSeq and is a predicted model, not a curated record. NCBI's taxonomy places the organism in Eukaryota, Metazoa, Arthropoda, Arachnida, Trombidiformes, Tetranychidae. The transcript has a single exon. The coding region runs from base 98 to 793 and encodes 231 amino acids.